Amoebophrya sp. A25 is the source of this 8749-nucleotide messenger RNA. NCBI's taxonomy places the organism in Eukaryota, Dinophyceae, Syndiniales, Amoebophryaceae. The record is from the annotation of a GenBank genome assembly.
UAGAGUAGAUGAUGAUCAGCACAUGAUGAGCAGGAUGAUAUUAUGAUCACGGACAGGCUCUUGCUCUACUUCUUUUUGCUGCUAAGUAAAAGUACUAGUAGAAGAGGCAGAGUGGGAGACGGGUGUGACUAAGGAGCAGGUGAAGCUCUACUACAGCCAAAAACUACACUGCUUGUUGUUGUUCUACAACACCCGUUUAUAACCGAACUGGGUUGUAUCUCAUCUUCGUUAUGAAGAGUUAGAGUAACAAUUAGUAGUGUAAGUAUUAGAGCUAUGGCUAUGCAUAAUUAAGAAAGUCCACUUCGAAGAACCACGAGCAGGACCACGUAUAUGGGAGGCCAACUUAGCAUUCAUACUAAGUAUGUGAUGUCAAUUCGGCACCUUAGAAGCCAGUUUAAGCGGUCAACGCGGUGGUUCGUGGAUAAUACUAAAACUAGUGGUCCAAUGUUGUAUCGGACUUGACAAACUCGAGAAACAAUUACACCAGAACGGAGAAUAGGUGUAGUUUGUUUUAGACGAACAAUACGUUAGGAAGGUGUGGAUAAAGUAGCUACAACAGCGUAGUAGGUGUGGGAGGAAAAGUAAUGAGGAGUCAUGAAAAUAAUAGAUGCAACAUGGGAAGGAAGCAAUAGAUAAACGUGCACCUAUUAUAAUUAAAGACUCUAUAUUUCCCCGCGAAUGGGUACAUCAAUCAAUCAAUCAAUCAAUCAACCCGGUUACCGUUAUGCUGUUGCGUUAGAUCCUAUUCCUCUACCUGUUCCUGUUCGUCGCUUGCAACUAAUUGAAACAACUUGUUGAGUCGUUGAUGUACGUUUACUUCCCGGUUUCAUAAAAAAUUUUCUAACUCGUGUGAUGAACGUACUUAGCUAGAAGGGCUUACUUGAUUCUGCUUCGCGAAGCAUCAUGGUAUUCCAUCUUCAUGUAGAGGGAUCUCGGUAAAAAAGACAAAAAGUACUUCAACUAUGCAAGUUUUUAAAAACUGAUGUCGUGGGAGUGCAAGUGGACGUCUGAGGAUUGGACUGCGUAUCGAUCAUCAACAUGCCCACGUCUACCACAUCUCGACCUUCAUUAAGAACACCACUACAUCGAGGAGAUCAUGAGUUAAAGUUGCGGUAGAAAAAAUUCACGUAGAUUAGAAUAUAGAGAUCUUCGAAAGCACUAUUUCAUCAAAGAGAAAGGGCGUUAGCGUUACAGAGGAGGAAGGCAUGCAACGCAGUUUUGCUUUUGGCGUUUUGAGUAUGUAUUUUAUCAAAAGUAAGAGAAGAUAAAAAGAAAAUGAUAAAGAGCGGGAAGAGGUGAGCCACCUGCAGCUUUAACAACCUCCUGCCAUAAAAUACAGCUUAAGGUAUUAGAAACAGAGGCGAACAAGAACAUAUUGCAAAAACUUAGACGAAACAUCACAACCUCAACCUAUCCAUUAGAGGGGAAAAGUGUGAUCUUGCAAAUGCAAAAUCUAAACUCUUAUAACCUUAUUACGCAGGCGUGUUGAACAUCACUUUUCUUUGAAUUUGCAAAUCGUGUCUGAAGAACUGGAACUGAAACAAGAACAAAGAACACAUGUCACAGCAAAUCGAGUAUCGUUUCGAUGGAUUUGUCGUGUUCUUCGCAUUUGGUCGCUUGAUAUAAGUUUAGGAAUUCUAGAACGCCGUCUAGACUCUAUCAAAACUGAUCUCCCUGAUUGGAAGCAGCCUCGUCUCUCAAUUUAAUUGAACUUUAUGUAUAAGCGAGAGUUGAGGAGAGGGAGGUUCUUGAGAAAGAGGAGGAGAGGAAGGAACGGGCCCCUUCUUCGGCAAAAUUGUUUUCGUGUUUGCAUCGAGAGAUAAAAUCAUGUUCACUAGCUACGCAUUGAGCGUGAGACGGAGAGUGAGAGACAAAAGCAAAGACUACUCGAUGAUUCGCUAUUUAUUUUAUGCAGCUUACGAUGUUGAAGAGCAGAAGUAUUAAAACGUACUAGACCAGAAGCGAAGUCGUGUAUCGAAUUCGGCCGAGACACGAAGUAUUGCGAUGUUAAUCAACUCCAAUAUUUUCAAACGCACUUUUUCCAGGACUCCAUGCCAUCACAAACCCAACAAGCAUCUACCUUUCCAUGACCCGAACCCGACACUCCAAUCCCCAGAUUCCUCCAUCUCCCAAGAGACCUAAAACUAAUCUAAUUGCAGGCAGAUCAUUUAGAUACAGACACUGCUACAGCGAGAAGUUCAUAUUCAACAGGUAAGUAUCUAUAUUGUGUAAGGUGAAAACAAAGGUAGCAAAACCAGACUUCGGAAACACGAAACAAGGCGAUCUUUAUGGUAAAAGGGAGAAAGAAUGAAUGCAGUUUUUACUGUUCAUUUUAACUACCCGGCAAGUUGUCCUGUAUCUUGAUCUUCUCCCUUGUACUUGUACUAUAGCUGCUAGAAAAGGAGAUAACGAUAAGUGGGUAGAGCUAAUUUUCAACCGCGAGCAUGAUGAUUCUAUGAGAUGAACUUAUCUGGUCUUCGCAACGAAACCGACAGAUGAGUACGGAAAAUAUAACGGAAUUCGCCCUGCAGUAGAAACUACAAAUAGCGGAAUCCAGUCGUGGUUGCUGUGCGAUCUCUCUAUAAGCAGAGAAGAUCAGCAUGCACUGCUCGACCGAAAACGACUCAGAAGAUUCCCACUCUACAAACUAGAAUGGGUCAAGCCUGCGGAAAACUCUUAGUGCUGGAAGCACUAGGGGUGAUACUAGUGCUCGCAGACGAUGAUCAUAGACGGAGAGAAGAGAGAGGUGAUCCGGGUGGAGGUGGUCCAGGAGUGUCUGCGUCCUCGUCAUCGGCCUCUAGGUCUAGCACGAGAAGUCUAGCAGAAGCCCACAUCAUCGGAAGAGACUCAAAAUCCGGCUCAACAUCAUCUUCAUCUUCCUCGAAAAGUGCAUCAAGACAUGUUGAAGAGGCCAUAUUAUCAGAGGCAUCUUCAUCCUCCUCUUCUUCUUCUUCUUCAAAUAGUAGAGGAACUAGUGUAAGUGUCGAUCAUUCUGAUGGUAAAAAACUACCAGGUGCUGGCACUGGUCUUCUGACAGGCAACACGGUAAGUGCAAGUGGUAGCUCCUCACGCAUACAUGAUGAAGACAGCCACCUUCUCCAUGAAAAAAGCAGCCAAGAAAAGCACAGCAAGAAAGAGAGUCAACAUGUUCAUGUUGAUGUUGGAGGUGGAAAGAAUGAUCGUGAAGAAGAAGCGCGCCGGCGACUGAGGGACGAAGAUCAUGGGCAUCUUCAUAGAAGAAAUGGCAAGGAGGGGAGCGCCCCACUAGGAGGCUUUAAAUCUUCAGGAAGAAGUGCUAGUGCUAGUGCUAGUUCGUCACAUGCUGGAACUGGUUCGGAUUCUAGUGGCAGGAGUGGUAAUGAUGCUGAAGUAGGAAGUGAUGUUGGAGGAGGACACGUUGGAGGACACGGAAAAACCGUGAGCAGUGGGGAUCAUGAAGCCGCUUCUUCUAGAAAAAUGACACGUGAUGGAAACACAGCAUCAGCAACAAAUCCAGAUAGAGGAGUGCGGAAGCUAGGAGGGCUUCGUGGGACCUCGUCAUCUUCUAGUGGGAGUGUUAGUGAAGCAGCCUCAUAUGGAGCUACAGGUACACUUGCAUCUACUUCAUCUUCAUCAAGUAGUGGAGCGGGUAGUGCGGAAAGAACAUCUUCAAGCAGGGUGGACCACCAGGAGAUAGUAAAGGCAACUGGUCGUGAACAAAUACGAGAACUAGACGAAGCAGCUGCUACGCACAAGAACAGCAAGCCUGCUUUACGGAGCACCACAGAGACUAGCAAAUCGACCUCUAGAAAGCAUGAGAGCAGCAAAUCAAACGACAGGAUAGAGCCCUAUCCGAAUCUAGCAUCAGCGACAACACGGACAGUAACUCCUUCCUCAGCAGCGUCGGCCAAAGCUGCCUCUGGCACGAGUCGGAGGACCAUGUUGGAUCACGAUGUUGCUCUACUUGACAAAUCAACAUCUGCACCAUUGUCAUCUUCAAUGCGAGGAGCUCCCUCUAGUACUUCUUCCUCACAUCACCAUUCGCAAAGCCGAAUCCAUUCAGGCAGUAGGAAACUCGUGAAUCCGUUCAUCCAGGAUUUGAGUCACAGCAGUUCUGGUGGAACAUCACACAUUGGAGUAGGUUCAGCACACCCAAAGCGCAAGGCUCAAGAAGAGGAGCAAGCGCUGAUCGACUUGACAACGUGCCGGAAACCGGAGUCAUGGCGAGGGUGUCAGCCAAUGUCGCAGUGGCUAGUGCACAACGCUGACCCCAUGGUGCAUGGAUGGCGUGUUUUAGAGGUGCAGUUCUUUUCAGACAGGAGUUGCACAAACCAAUUGCAGUGGUCAACGCCACUUAGUGCGGGAUUCUUGUCGUGUGGGCAGCAGGGACAAGGGUAUUUUUUACUUUUAAGUACUGGUACUUAGGCAAUACAUGUUCUCCUUCUACUCUCUGUUGAAACUAGGAGAAAAUUGUCAUUGCUGUCAACAUCGGAAACUGCCCUACCUUGCACUACAAGAUCGACGCCGACACGUUAGCCACGACAUCUCGAGGGAGUCUCUUCAUCUUUACAUUCUGACAAGAGAAACUGCGUCUUACCACCGCUACCAUGACAAUACCUCUCCAGUUUUUGUCAUCAGAAUCGCACGAACAAGAAAGUAGAUAACGAUACUCCGCCUGCACGUGCACUUUCAAUAAAUAUCCUUCCAGGUACGCCCCAGUGCAUGGUAUGGACAACAAGGAGCAGACACAGUGGAUAUCGAAGUGUGGAACCGAGUCUCGAGAUUGCGAUGGGAUACCAGGGAGUCCCUCAGUAGAGGAGAGAGAUAUGUGCAAGAGCUUCCACAAUCGUUAUAACGGUCUGACACCUAGUGAAGCAAACUAUCGCGGCACCUACAUCGGAGCAACGUUUGCAAGUCCACAAGCGGUGCAAUGCGUGAGGUUAUUGCAGGCUGGGAGACCAUACAGAAGCGAUAGGGUAUCUAUACUUGCUGGAUCGAUAGAGUAGACUUUCUUAGUAGACGAGGUUAUGGUUAGUGUGGUGCGAAGUCGUGUUUUACUAGACGCCAGGUGGCUGGUGUGAAUGUUUUGUCUUCUUGUUCUUUUCAAUUUCAUCUCCUUUAAAUUGUGAUUGUUUACCAGUCCCACUCCCAUCUUCACUGCUUCUGCUUCCCCCUAUAAUGAUCCUCACACGAACCUCGUAAUCCACCAUUGCAGGUAACAAUCACAAGCCACAAUCAAAACGACUGCUAUAUCUGUGCAGAUGGUGCAAUGCAACUCAGUGACACAUUUGACGACGGGCUGGAUACCUACAUCGGGACGCCAGGCCUCAAACUCGAAUUCUUUACAUCGGUAUUCGUAUUGACUAUGAGCAGUAUAUCUGAAUCUGCAGUGUGAGUAUAAUGGCUAAAUCCGCAGCUCAUUCUGGAUAUUUGAUUACAAGUAGAUUGGUAUCAGUUUCUUCUCAUGAAGUGCAACUCUGAUACCUUAGGUGCGACUCUCACUUGUUUCUCUUGAUGUUCUUCUACUCGUUGUUUUACUACAAGAAUGGAUCAUGUGGCACAAUUUUUAUCUGCGUUGACAGACUUUUACAACUAAUAACUCCAAAACAGCUGCACACAUGGGGAAACAUUGCGCAGAAGGGUAUUUGGCCCACGAGUUGGGAAGGCGUCGUGAAAACCGACAACCUCAACGUGACAACCAAUUCUAGUGCAGUAAGCUAUCCGCUGUCUGCCGAUCCAUGGAGUAUAACCUAGUUCCUAGUCGUCCCUAGUUUACUACACCAACACCUACUAAGAAGUUGUCCCGAGUUUACUACACCAACACGUAGUCCCGAGUUUACUACACCUAGUCGCUACUAGUCCUAAUCCACCUACUAACGAAGAUUGAUGAUGUUGAGAUGUUGAUGCCAUGUUGUAGAUGCUGAGCGUUAGUACUAGUACAACCACUAGCUCACUAGGCACUUGAUGAUAGAUUAUGCUUUCGACAUCAUUUGUUUCAUUGAAAAAAAAUUGAAUACGAAAAAUGAAAAUGAAAAAAAAAAUCGUCCUUCGUUCUUUAUUUCAACGUCCAACCGAAACUCAAACUUCUCACCCCUUUACAACGAAGGAACCGGCUGGCCCGGCCCGAAGACCAACUAUCUUGGACGAUGGCAAGGCUUACUCAGAAUUCUCAACGAAGGGCCCUACAUGUUCCUUUUGCAGUGCGAUACUGAGGCUAAGGUCUUUUUCGAUGGAAACCUGGUUCUCCAAAACAACGGCUCAGCAGGGCAAAUGGUCGGUCUCUAUUACGAGGCAGAAACGCAGAUGGUAAUCCUAUAAUUCACCUACGUUUUGACUACAUCCACGUAGGACUCGAAUAAAUCUAGUAUCGAUGGUGCUGUUCUCGUUUUCCUUUUUAUCCCAUAGUGAAGGAGAUACUCUUACCUAUACCUCGACCCACCGCACCCUUGUAGAAAUCUUCUAGUACAAGUAUCUAUAAACCCAACACUACAUCAGCAUUUGCAAGCGGGCGUCAGAUACUUCGAGUUGCAGUACAAGCACCUCUACCAAGAAAGCCUCAACGAGAGGCACGGCGUCAUUUUCUCCUACAAAGGUACUCUACUACUACUUGCACUAGUACUACUAGUGUCAGAAAAAGACGUCGUUGAAAUUGAACGGGAAGAUCUUGUCAUUUAGACUUCCAGUUGACUUCUACAUCCAGUGAUGAAAUAAGAUGUAUGUACCCCUAGAAUGGGUUUACUACUACUACUACUACAUCAUGCUUAUAACGACCACAUCAGGCCCCGACACAAUCCCAACGGACACGACUACGACGACAAUGGGAAUGCCAGUUCCAGAUAGGAAUGACGGCGCACCGGCAACGACAUUGCCUCCGCCAGAUAUCUUCGAUAUCGCUUUGUGGAAGGUACUCACUACUCACAGUGCUUUUUAAGCAUGUCUUGUGUACCUCUAAGUACCUACUCCUCCGUCAUGUUUGUGUACGUUGUUUGUGUACCUCUACCUACUUACGUAGGCAUGUCUUGUGUUUGUGUACGUUGUUUGUGUACCUCUACCUACGUCACUACCUACUUACGUUGUUUGUGUACCUCUACCUACUCAUGUCUUGUGUUUGUGUACCUCUACCUACGUCUUGUGUACCUCUACCUACUCCUACGUCAUCCAAGACUCAAUUUUCUGAUUGUUCUCAUGAAAUUGUAUCUUCCAUAAUAUACGUCCGACUCGCGCAGGUUCUUCCCGACGCAGCUCUGAUGAGGGGAAUUACAGACGAUACAGCAGUAUCAAACAGUGUCUACAUUGUUGAUUUGAAGAAGCAUUGUCACGAUAUCCGAUACCGAAUCUUCGGUGACAGGCCAGCCGCACAAGCUGCGUGCGAUGCGGACAGCACUUGUGGAGGCAUUUAUGGUACUUGCUACUUGUCUUUAUGUUUGUGGAUGAAGUGAAUUGCACUUGCACAUGUAUUAAUUUCCAUGUUCUCACGACGUGUAACUUUUUCUGACACCAAGAAAAAAUACAGUACAAACGACUGACAUCAGUUUAUGCAACUUCAAUCUUUACUAUAUACAAGAACAUGCCUUCCCCCCCAGGUCGCGACUGCAACGUCCAGGAAGACACCUUCCAGGGUCUUUUCCUCUGUAAGCUGGCUCCCGGACAACAGCGCAUCGUUCUCGGAAACAGUACGGAGAACAGUUGCGUCUUCGUCAAAUAUGACGCAAGUGAGACCACCACAAUCCCACCACUCACUGCUCCACCGAUGGCCGACGCGAGGUCUGCAAGUGCACUCAGUGCGUUUGCCAUUCUGUUGGUUUUCAGUGGAUUGUUCUGGGGUUGAGGAACAGGGGAAACAGGUAGAAAUACAAAUUAAUAUCUGUUAGUAGACGAAUUAAAAUUAGCUAGAGCAUCAAUUUUGGCGAUUAUUCACUUGCACUUCUCUGGACUAGUCCGUUACUUACUAGUCUGUUGUAUGCUGUAUGUUAAUGUAUGCUGAUCCCUUGUUACGAUGUAGAUGUCUUCUUGAUCUUGAAUGGUUACGUGGUCUUUUGAGUUUUCAAUAGCUGUGUUGUAUAUAAUGCUGAACUACUGCGCAAAGAACCUUUUUUUGUGUUAUACCGAACAUCACUAUGUGAAGACAACGAAAUAAAUGAUGGAGAAGAGAUGAUGAAGAGACAGGUGAUAUGAAAUUGGUAGAAGAAGUACCAAGACAUAGAUGACAAUUUUGAUUCUGCGAGGAGCAGCACACAAACAAACUACAAUAAUUCAGCGAGGACAACAAAGUGACACAACUACUGCACAGAGCUGCUCACUGCUUAAAAUUCAGCAAACUGCACAUCUUGAUCUUCAAGACUGUCUGUCGAAGACUCGUACGCUUAUCUGAACUUAUGCUCUUAGACAAAGUAAGACACCGAACGCGAACUCACGAAUACUUUCCUCUAGAAGAUGAACAUUUAUUAGAAAAGAAGGAAAAAAAUGCGAUAAAGACAGUGACAACACAUGCAGCAGCGCUUGCUUGGUUUUUGUACAGAAAGGCAAGCGAUGCACAUGCGAGGAUGAAUGUCAAGAUUAAUUCGAUGACCCAAUGAACAAGACCCGAAAACGAUACCCCCACUAAACCACGAACUCCUGUGACCCAAAACAAAGCUUAUAUUAUAAGUUACACUUUCCAUGAUAACUUCACUCGUCCCCAACCCAAACCCCCUCUCCUUGCAAGAAGCCGCUAAUGAUGAAUUCGAAUUCCAUCUUCAGUUCUUCAAACUACUGAAACGGAUUCGCCUCG